Sinocyclocheilus anshuiensis is the source of this 1318-nucleotide messenger RNA. RefSeq lists its product as uncharacterized. The transcript is spliced from 2 exons. The coding region runs from base 470 to 940 and encodes 156 amino acids. Lineage: Eukaryota; Metazoa; Chordata; Actinopteri; Cypriniformes; Cyprinidae. Gene Ontology annotation, molecular function: protein binding. The record is from RefSeq and is a predicted model, not a curated record.
CGCACGCGCGCACACACACACACACACACACACAGCGCCGUGUGAAUGUCGCCGUGUUUCUUUCAAGUCAAUCUCCAUCAACACGCGUUUCUCCGCCGCUCGUUUUUCGCAAAAUCUGCCAGAUUUUCCUUUGCGACGCUGCAAAACAGCCGCACUUCGGGUUUCAACUGUGUUUACUGACAAAUCGCGCCGCACUGGAACUAUGAGCUUCAGCGGUCGGCGGGAGAGAGAGCGGCGGCUGCCCGGUUCAGGCGAGCCCUCCCCGGUGUGAGAGUCAAAUCGAGGCCGCUGUCGCUGCGGCCUAGUGCGGGCGGUUUAAUGUUUCACUCGACAACCCAGAACAGCGCUCCGGCUCCAUCAGGAACAGCAAUGGCUUCUUGUGAUGACAGAUUGACGUUGAUUGACAGAUGAUGCUGGCGGUAAGGUUACCUGUGCAGGUGAGCGAGGCCCUCAGCAUCACGGCGGGAGAAUGAAGCUUCAUUCGGACUCGUGCGAGGACGCACACGAAUGUGAAUCCGCAUCACACGCCUCCCCGGACAUGAACCCGAACCUCCGUUUGACCUUGACCUCCUGCAACGGUUCGACUGACCAAUCAGGGCUGGAGAAUCUCACGGCACACUUGGACGACGAGGACGAUCUCACGCCCGAGAUCCAGCAGGCCUUCAGAAUAUUUCAGAGCUUCCUCUCAGAGAAGCAUAAGUGCAUCACGGCCCCGUUCUGGUGUCCCAUGGGCCCCGGGGACCACGCCGAGAUGUGCUUCAGAAAGAUGGACGAUAAGUUCGUGAAUCACGAGUACGAGUCCAUCACGGCGUUCGUGUCAGAUUUCAGACUGAUGCUAGAGAACUGUUACCGCUUUCACGGCGUCGAUCACUGGAUCUCCAAACAGGCCCAGAAAUUGGAGAUCAUUCUAGAGCAAAAGCUGACCUUGUUGUCCAGGUGAAAGGAAAAAUCAAUGGCGAGGAGUUUGAGAUGAGACAUUGCAUGCAAAACCAUUGGUUUUCAUGCAAUGGUCAGUUUUGAGAUUUUAGAUUAUUAUUGAUUUGUCACUGUUAGAAAUAACAACGAGAUAACUUCAGAGCAGCCUACGACGUAAAAGUGCAAUAAGAAUCCAUAAAGUGCAAGCCAAAUUAUUGUCAUCUUUGGCUUUUCAUAAUGUGUUUUAUUUUCAGACUAGUGAAAAGAAGACAUGCAAAAUGCACUUAAGUUUUAAUUUUAUUGCACUUUAUCUGAAACGGGUUUAACAGCAUCUUGUUGAUCAUUUAGAGGCUUUGCGUAUAAAAUAUGAUGCAUUAGGUUAUAUAGGGUUAGAUAUGUAAAG